Colletotrichum spaethianum is the source of this 1047-nucleotide messenger RNA. RefSeq names its product DNA ligase 4. The record is from RefSeq and is a predicted model, not a curated record. Gene Ontology annotation, cellular component: DNA ligase IV complex. Gene Ontology annotation, molecular function: ATP binding; DNA ligase (ATP) activity; DNA binding. Lineage: Eukaryota; Fungi; Ascomycota; Sordariomycetes; Glomerellales; Glomerellaceae. Gene Ontology annotation, biological process: nucleotide-excision repair, DNA gap filling; DNA recombination; double-strand break repair via nonhomologous end joining. The transcript has 3 exons. Bases 1 to 1047 code for a protein of 348 amino acids.
AUGCCCCUUUCUUUUGUUCUAAUAUGCGAUUUGCUGGAGCAGGCUCAUAAGCAAUGCAAAUCCGGCAACAAGAACCUCAACCAACGGGUUUCUAACUGGUUCACCCAACACCGCCGCCAUGUCGACGACCCUGGAACCGAUGCCUCUGCUCUGCUGUCUACUCUCCUCCCAGACAAGCGCACCGAUCGUGUGUAUGCCAUCCAGGCCGACACGCUGUCAAACAUCAUCGGCAGGGCCCUGCGUCUUGGAGCUUCACGCGUGAAAGAGCUACGCCGAUACAAAGAGGCCGGCCGUGGCGAGGAUCUGGCUGACUGUGUUGCAAGGGUCCUCAAAGAAACGCCAAACCCCAUGUUCGUCGGGAAGGAUGCCUUAACUGUCGAGGAGAUCGAUUUAGCUCUGAACAGCCUCGCCGCCUCCUGCAGAUUCAGCUCUCCCGCUGUUCGAGCCUCGCAGUCCCAUUCAAGCAGUCGGGAUGAGAUCCUUGGCGACCUGUACCUUCGUGUGCAAGCGAGAGAAGCCAAAUGGCUCACGCGCCUGAUACUCAAAGACUUCCAACCGGUCAUGCUUGACCCCGGACACGUUUAUCAAUGCUACGAUCCCCUGCUCCCCCAAAUCCUGAGGGUUCAAGACGACUUCUCGGCGGCAUUGUCCCUUCUGCAGAAACUGAGGAGAGAACCCUCGUUCCGCAGCGGUAUGGAAAACAGGGGAGAUGUGCUGAUGAAGCACUUGACACCUGUCCUAGGCGUCAAAGUCGGCAGGCCGUUCUGGCUGAAAGGCCGAAGCAUCAGGCAUUGCAUGAAGCUCGGCCACGGCCGCAUGAGCUGCGAGAAGAAGAUGGACGGAGAAUACUGCCAGAUCCAUAUAGACCUGAGCAAGGGAUUCAGGUGUAUCCAGAUCUUCUCCAAAAGCGGCAAAGACAGCACCAGCGAUCGUGCCGCGUUGCAUGGAGCAAUCCGGGACUCUCUCAACAUUGGAAAGCCAAAAUGCAAGCUCACCCGUGGGUGUAUUCUGGAGGGGGAGCUAGUGGUCUACAGUGACAAGGCAUGA